Molecule: messenger RNA, 1703 nt
Organism: Williopsis jadinii
Lineage: Eukaryota; Fungi; Ascomycota; Saccharomycetes; Phaffomycetales; Wickerhamomycetaceae
Gene: ECM2
Product: Pre-mRNA-splicing factor ECM2
Exons: 2
Coding region: 280-1311 (343 amino acids)
Cellular component (GO): Prp19 complex; U2-type catalytic step 2 spliceosome; U2-type catalytic step 1 spliceosome
Molecular function (GO): pre-mRNA binding; U6 snRNA binding
Source: RefSeq, a predicted model, not a curated record
CCUUAUUUGCUCUUCAAUUGCGUGACUCUCACUGUAUACACUGACUUUAACAAUCAACACCCGUGUAUCUGGUGCCCCGUUUCCCUUGAAACUGGCCCUUAGAACGUGCCCUUGCAACAUGCCCUAGAAACAUGCCCUAGAAACAUGCUCUUCCUCCCAAACCUGGGAAUUUUCCUCAUUUGGCUUAUAAGCUGUAUAUUUUUGAAGCUUAUAUGCCCAUCGCAACAUCAUCAUAGCCUCUACAACCCCAAAUAAGCAGAACAAACCUUCCCGGUAAGAAUGUCAGCCGAUAACAAAGACGACGUUCCAGCUGUGUGUGAAACGUGUCUUGGACCGAAUCCAUAUCUCCAGAUGAUUCGAGAGCGUGGCGGUCUCGAGUGUAAGCUGUGUACCAGGCCAUUCACGGUGUACAAGUGGGCGCCGGUGAAGAAUGGCCCUUUCAAGCAUACAAUCAUAUGUCUCACGUGUGCGAAACAGAGGAACUGCUGUCAGAGCUGUCUGUUGGACCUUACUUAUGGGAUACCAAUCCAGUUGAGAGAUGCCGCGCUGAAGAUGGCUGGUGUUGAUGGCGUGCAAGGCGCCAGUGAGCCUAAGAACGAAGUGUCCAAGCUAUACGUGGCCAACAACAGCGAACGGUUCAAAUCCAUAGGCGGAGCUGCAGUAACCUCGAACAGGGAUAAAGCGAAGGAGAUCUUGGAGAAACUGGCCGCUGUGAAAGGUAACAGGCCAUCAAAGUCGGCCAACGCCCAAAAGCGUGAUACCUUACCUCAGCACAUUGAAAACAUAGACGUCUCCAAGAUCGUGUCCAAAUUACCCUUCAACGGCUCCUUGGAACCCCCAUCGAACCCGGAGCUGAAGACUCUGUUCAUAUUUGGCGUUGAUGACUCGCUACCGGAGUACAAGAUUACGGAAUUCUUCGAACAGUUUGGCAAGCUGAAGAGUGUUAACUGUCAGCAUGGAGCCCGGUGCGCAUUCGUUACAUUUACAAGAAGAGUGGACGCCGAAGCCGCUGCGAAAUCCAUCAGCUGCCCUAUAAGUGGCCAAUCUGGGCUAUUCUUGAUUGAAAAUAUACCCCUUAGGGUGACAUGGGGUAAGGAGAGGUCCCUGGGUACAACAAAUAGAGAAAAGUUGAAGGUGGGUUCCAUAGUGACAAAGUUCCUGAAGAAGUUAUCGAAGAACAGUAUGAACACCACCAAGAGAACAAAUGAAGAGCAGACAAAUAACAACGAGGUGAAACGCGUGAAAUCGGAUACGAGGAAACCUGCGAAAGAGGCUGAUUUCGAAAAGACUUUCAAAAACUACGAAUAUUAAGGAUCUACUGUUGAAGUGGUUUAUCUGUUGAUGAUUAUGCACAAUGUGUGUGUGUGAAAAAGUGCCGAACUUGUAAUUUCUCAUUAAUCUAUCUGAAUCUUUCUACGUAGGCAACAACAAGCCACUGUAGGUCAAAUCAUCACCACACAUUCCAUGUCAAACUACCAAGAGGAGCACGAUAUACAAGAAUCUUCAACCAGCGAGCAAACCUCUCCGCAAGGAGAAGGUUACACUCCACUCACAAGGUUGCUUCAGGACCUGUUUGAGUCUACAGAUGCUAGCGUGGAUCCGAGUAUGGAAAUGUCAACAGAUCAGAUGAGGAUGGUGGCGCUGGCCUUAGCGCAAUCGCCUCUUGCGAGGGAUCUCUUUCAGCAGUCAGGGACCGAGGGGCA